Lodderomyces margitis is the source of this 840-nucleotide messenger RNA. RefSeq lists its product as uncharacterized. Bases 1 to 840 code for a protein of 279 amino acids. Lineage: Eukaryota; Fungi; Ascomycota; Pichiomycetes; Serinales; Debaryomycetaceae. The transcript has 2 exons. The record is from RefSeq and is a predicted model, not a curated record.
AUGUCUAAACUGAAUAAUCACAGCAAUAAUACUUCAUCCUCAAAUCUACGGCGAUAUGGCGAUGAUGAGCUUGAGUCAUCUAUUGGGGCAAUAUUUGAUAACAUUGACUUUAGCUCCAUGGAGAAGCCAGAGGUGAAUGAUGAGGGAGCAAGUUUGGAGUCCAAUAACCGAAGGUUGAGUGAGAAUCGCUCUCAAUACUCUACAAAUGACAAUGACGAUGGGAUGAAGGACGCAAUAAAUAAUGCUUUGAAUGAUGUGUUUGACUUCAGAGACAAACACAAUGAGGAAGAGGGGAAGAAUAAUUUACAAGGUUUUAAAGAUGUGGAUGAACUGAAACAUCCUACACAUGGCUACACAGAGGGUGACACGUUGCCAAAGCUGACUGAGUUAAAUAGUGCACCCUCAGUACCGGAGAAUCAAGAAUUGGAUGAUGCUAUAGAUAGUGCUUUUGAUAACCUAUUACAAGAUCAAGUGCCAAGCCAGGGCGAGAAAUCUCCAAAAGAAGACUCUCACAAAGUGCGCCAUCAAGAGGACUUAGCGUUGGUACUGGAGAUCAAUUCUUUGAUGCAAACAGGAGCACAAGAAGAAGUCCAGAACAAUUCUGUGAAAGCACUUUCGACAAGACGAGAUAAGCCUUCUGAAACGGAGAUUCCAAGCUCUUUGGUUAAGGGGGAACUAGAUCAAGAACGUAAAGAGGCAGACAAUUAUUUUGCUCUGAAGAGUGUUGAAGUUGAUAACGAGGAUGAUGAUUUAGAUCUUGCAAUCCGUAGUGCGCUAGGGAAUAUUUUUGAAAAGGAGUCAGCGGAAGCUACUGCGGAAAAUAAAGACCAAGUGAAGUAA